Molecule: messenger RNA, 799 nt
Organism: Sturnus vulgaris (Common starling)
Lineage: Eukaryota; Metazoa; Chordata; Aves; Passeriformes; Sturnidae
Gene: TVP23C
Product: trans-golgi network vesicle protein 23 homolog C
Biological process (GO): vesicle-mediated transport; protein secretion
Cellular component (GO): Golgi membrane
Source: RefSeq, a predicted model, not a curated record
UUGGUCCGCAGCCGUGACGCGCGCGGCGGGGCGGAAGUGGCGGUUCCGGCCAUGGACAGCAGUGAUGACAUUGAAGAUGUGUCUCUCUUUGAUGCAGAUGAUGAUGUUUCCAGGAGAUCCAAAAAGUCAAAAAUAAGGCACCCAGUGGCAUCAUUUUUCCACUUAUUCUUCCGAGUCAGUGCCAUCAUUGUGUACCUGCUCUGUGAGCUCUUAACCAGCAGCUUCAUUGCCUGCAUGGUGACCAUCAUCCUCCUCCUGUCCUGUGACUUUUGGGCUGUAAAGAAUGUCACAGGGCGCCUCAUGGUUGGCCUUCGUUGGUGGAACCAGGUGGAUGAUGAUGGCAGAAGUCACUGGGUUUUUGAAGCCAGGAAGGUGUCAGCACAAGGGGGUAAAACUUCAUCUGAAGCAGAGUCACGAAUUUUCUGGCUAGGCCUGAUCACCUGCCCCAUGAUCUGGGUGAUCUUUGCCUUCAGUGCUCUCUUCUCUUUCAAAGUGAAGUGGUUGGCAGUGGUGGUGAUGGGGGUCGUGCUGCAGGGAGCCAACCUCUAUGGCUACAUCAGGUGUAAAGUUGGCAGCAGGAAGAACCUGACCAGCAUGGCAACCAACUACCUGGGGAAGCAGUUCCUGCGGCAGACAAUGGCUACAGAGGACCAAGCAGCAUCCUGAGUGUGGUGGGAGCCUCUAGCCAGGCUGUAUUCCCAGCACUGACCAACAGAGAAGGUUGCUCUGACCAAUUUGGGAGCUGCACACAAGGUGUGAAUCAAAAGAAGUAAAUAAAUUGUGCAAGACUUGAAGUUAA